Eufriesea mexicana is the source of this 3908-nucleotide messenger RNA. RefSeq names its product CCR4-NOT transcription complex subunit 4 (gene Cnot4). NCBI's taxonomy places the organism in Eukaryota, Metazoa, Arthropoda, Insecta, Hymenoptera, Apidae. The coding region runs from base 200 to 3355 and encodes 1051 amino acids. The record is from RefSeq and is a predicted model, not a curated record. The transcript is spliced from 16 exons. Gene Ontology annotation, biological process: protein ubiquitination. Gene Ontology annotation, cellular component: CCR4-NOT complex. Gene Ontology annotation, molecular function: ubiquitin-protein transferase activity; metal ion binding; RNA binding.
CUGUACAAAAAUUUCCCAGUACAGAAAAGAGAUUUGUUAGUGGAAAAGUUGUAACAUUGUGCAAGGAUAUUAGUGUGUAAGAAGUUACAAGUACAGUCAAUUACAUAGUAUCAAGACAUUGUGAAAACUUUGCACGAUUUACGAAUAAAAAAAUCUUGGUAACUUACUAUAUUGUGUGAUAUAAAAACUAGAAACAAAAAUGUCAGUAUUGAAUCAAAGUGGAGAAGAUGCAGUAGAAUGCCCUUUGUGUAUGGAACCAUUGGAAGUGGAUGAUUUGAAUUUCUUUCCAUGCACUUGUGGGUAUCAAAUAUGUAGAUUUUGCUGGCAUAGGAUUCGUACAGAUGAAAAUGGUUUAUGCCCUGCCUGUCGGAAGGCCUAUUCUGAAAAUCCUGCUGAUUUUAAACCUCUCAGUAUGGAAGAAAUUGCAAGAUUAAAAGCAGAAAAGAGAUUAAAAGAUCAGCAACGUAAGCAGAGGGUUACAGAAAACCGUAAACAUCUAGCAAAUGUGAGAGUAGUACAAAAAAAUCUAGUAUUUGUAGUAGGAUUACCAUUGAGACUUGCGGAUGCUGAUGUAUUAAAGCGGCAUGAAUAUUUUGGAAAAUUUGGAAAAAUUCACAAAGUUGUAAUAAAUCAAAGCACUUCCUAUGCAGGGUCUCAAGGUCCUAAUGCUUCAGCUUACGUUACUUAUCAACGUCAAGAAGAUGCACUACGUGCUAUAGAGGCUGUGAAUAAUGUUGUUAUGGAUGGGCGAACAAUUAAAACGUCGUUAGGAACAACAAAAUAUUGUUCGCAUUUUAUGCGUAAUCAGCCAUGUCCAAAACCAGAUUGUAUGUAUUUACAUGAUCUUGGGGACCAGGAGGCAUCAUUUACAAAGGAAGAGAUGCACCAGGGCAAACAUCAAGAAUAUGAGCGUAAACUAGUGCAAUCGUUACAUGCGUCGUAUGCAUCUGCACAACGGAAACCAACACCAUCACCAUCAGUGACAGGCAGUAUUGUUAGAGAGAAUGGAACUUCAAAUUCUCAAGCCAAAGAAGCUUGGCCAUCGUUACAAAUUGGGCAAACAAAUAGUUCACAAACAAAUUGUAAAGAAUUAUCACCGCCGUCACAAACAACAUCACAACAAAACAACAUGACAAACGGAAGUGGUACAACAAAUCAGCAGAGUCAUGUAUCAUCUGGUGGUUCAACACAACAACCGAACAAUAAUAACAAAGGUGAAAAUAUGAAUAUACGGAGAGGAAAAAGUAAUAGUGAAAGUAAAGCUCAGGCAGCGCGGAAUAAGCAUAAAAAUUGUCAAAAUAAAGAAAAACAUAGUACACGGACAACUUCUCGAUCAGAAUCUAGCUCUAUUGGUACGCAAAAUAAUGUACAAUCACAAAUUAAUGGGCAGAAGGAUAUUAGAAAUUUUUCCUCCGAAUCGAAUAGCGAUGUAUUACAAAAAUUGGGUAAUAAGUGUAAAUCGGAACAACAAUCACAACCGCAGCAACAACAGCCGCAGCAGCCGCCACCUCAACAGCAACAACAACAAAAUAAUAAAGGAUCCAAAUUAGUUCAACAACAACAACAGCAACAGCAGCAGCAACAACAACAAUCAUCUCAUGAACUUAAAGUAAAUGGAAUAGUGCAAAAUGGAGAGCGUCGGCAUUCGGAUAGUGAAACAGAUCAACAGCGUGAAGGUAGUACACCGGCUAGUACAAUUUCAAGUACGGAAGAUUCGAAUGUGAAUCAUCAAGCGGAACAUUUAGCAGAAUCAAGUGAGGAGAACAAUGGUGCUGCUAUUUUGGGUUCCUCUCCAGCUAGCACAAAUUCAUCACAAGGUGCCAAUCAACAGCCACCACCAGGACUACAUAAUGGAUCUCAAAUACAAUUCAAUCAUCGAUCGAUCUUUCAGACGGACAAUAAUAGUUUCUUCAGUUCAAAUACUUUCCAGAAAAUCUCUACUACCACCUCAGUGCCACCUACUACUUUGACAGCAAAUCCAAACCUGAAUUGGACAAGCACAGGUUUAGCUUCUAUUCCUGAUUCAUUACCAAUGGUUCAAUCCAGUGAAGAUUGGCAAGCAGCUUUUGGUUUUCAACCUGAAACUGCACAAACAAAUCAUGUACAAAAAUCCAGUCCUUCUAGUUCACCAGGAGUAACAUUUAAUUCUGAAGGUUUUGUAGAUGAAGAAGUUUACACUAAUCUACAAUACACUACUUUGUCAGAACCUUCUGGUACUUUCACAUCGAGCUUGCUUGUUAAUUCUCCUGCAUCUAAAUUUAUGGCAGAUUUUCAACAAAAUUCAUUACAACAAAGGCUUGCUCUACAGGCUCAACAAAAUCAAGAGAAUUGUGAAUACAUAAAACAAAAUGGUCAUGCAACUUUGGAGGAAGUUCGGAAUCAUAAAGAAUCUGGUUCAGAUCUAAAGGCUGAUGAUGAUUUAGGUUUUGAUCCUUUUCAUGAAACACAGAAAGCUCUAGCUGAACUUAUGGAAAACGAAAUGCAAAUUCAACAACAAAGGUUGUUUCAGCAACAACAACAACAACAACAAAGAGAACGAGAAGAACAAAAUAGGGUACAGCAUCAACAAAAUAUUGCAAAUAUUGGUCAACAACAUUUCCCACAGGUUACCCAUAUAGCACAUUUACAACAACAGGCUCAACACCUGCAGAAUCUACAAGUUCUUCAACAGUCGCAUUCCCUGCUGUCUCGUCUUCCGCAAAAUUUGUUACAAAGUGGUACGCAAAGUCCUGCUCAGAGUACUGCGGCUGCUGCCAGUUUGGGACAACGUAGUCGCCUUCCACCACCAGGUUUCCCUGGUUCUACACCAAAUCACAUGAAUUCUUUUGGUCUUGGUAUACCGCGACCAGCUCCCACGAACAAUGCUCUUUCGGGAGCACAACCAUCUCAACAAAAUGCCUAUCUUCCAAAUGGAAAUCCCCUUCUGAAUUCACAAGGUAUUAGUAAAUGCGCAGGAGAUGCAGUGUAUACGCUUAAAGAUUGGUGUGAUAUUAAUAAUCAACAACAACAACAACAAUUUCAUCAUCAAGCAUUACAUCAAAAAGGCGGAUGGAACAAUUUUGGACCUAUUGCAGACUGGACUUCGAUUGAUCCAGCUAUUGUUAGUUCUUCUAGGCCUCUUCCAUUCCAAACUACUAGUACAUGGCAAUUUCCACAUGUUCAUCCUACACACACUGUUUCACAUAAUGCGCAACAGGAACAACAGAACGCACCAACUCAACAUUGGGCAAUGCAACCACCUCCAGGUUUUGCUGCACCAGCAAAUACUGGACAACUGAAUAAUCAACAACCAAGCACAACUGCACUGCCGCACACUAAACUUAUCUCUGCAGGAUCGGAAAUCGAAAAUCUAUAAAUAAAUAUGAAUACGCGAAGUGUACAAGUGGUAUGAUAAAACAUCCAUGUGAGACAAGACGAAAGUCAGCAAUGAUACAAAAACCCGACAGUCUGUUACGUACGUUUUCCUGACCCGUGUCUAUAUCUUUCAAUUAAUUUUAUUCUGAUACUUUAUUCUCACUGGAUGAGUAUUUAUCGUUAAAAACGAGUAUUGCAAAAUACUGGAAUAUAAUUUAAUGAAUACUUUCGAAUAUAUGCGACGAAUAUACUCCUAUAUACGUUUUCGAUAAUAUUCUCAUAUUUAAUCUAUAGUAAAUUCGAACUAUUUACAAGUCUGGCAGUCUUACUACUAAGUUUAUGUAGAUCCAGAUGAUACAGGUGUCAAAGGCAAUGAUCAUGAUUUAAUUAUUAACACAUUAAAUAAGAUACUUAUCAUGAUAAUUAUACUAAACUAAAAUUUUUGUGUAUAUAUUACUCGGAUCCAAGUAAACCAUAUUCAAGCGAACAUAAGAAAUGCUUUUUUGUGUAAAUAACAUUUUCAAAAGGUCAUGUAUCACAAAUCAAAAUUUCAC